GUGGCGGUAAUGCACCUUUCAGUUGAUUGCCACCCGCCAUUUAAAAGACAAGAAGAAGAAAGCCUGCUACUUCCUGGCAAGAUGGCGGUAAGCAGAGGUUGUGUGGGACUCUGGAGGACAUGCAGCACGUUUUUACCAAGACUUGGGCUUCUGUUUCCCGCUGGCGUACGAACACAAAGCUCCGUGAGUGGCGACCCGGUGCCCCGGACCUCCCUGUCUAGGCCGCCGUGGCUGGAGCUGCCGAGCGUGAUCUCGGAGGAGGAGGAGCGCCACCGACACGCUGCGGUGGUGAGCACCGUGAACCAGCGGAUCCACCAGCAGGCCUUCGGCCGAUUGUUCGCUGUGGUGCACUUUGCCGGUCGCCAGUGGAAGGUGACGGACGAAGACCUGAUUCUCAUCGAGAACCACAUCGAGGCGGAGUGCGGGGACCGGAUUCGGAUGGAGAAGGUGCUACUUGUCGGUGCUGAGGACUUCACACUGGUCGGUAGGCCUCUGCUGGGGAAGGAAUUGGUCCGGGUCGAGGCCACUGUGAUCGAAAAAACAGAAUCCUGGCCCAAAAUCCACAUGCGCUUCUGGAGGAGACACCGGUACCAGAAGAAGAGGAUCAUCGUCCAGCCGCAGUCAGUGCUGCGGAUCAACAGCAUCCAGCUGGCCCCCAGGCUGGCCUGAUGGACUAGUUCGAAUGAUUUUACAAACAAACUGCGGGUUUAUUGCUUCUGAGUGAAAUGAAACGUAUAAAAGGAAACAAUCGGGUCAAAUAUAUUGUUGACGAACUCCAGAGGCACUUUAACCAGCAACCAACACAGACUCUGACCUCCCUCAGAGUUUAGCAACAUGCUUCUUGGUUGUUCAUUCUGUAAAUAAAUCAGUUGCUGCAUG
Molecule: messenger RNA, 879 nt
Organism: Betta splendens (Siamese fighting fish)
Lineage: Eukaryota; Metazoa; Chordata; Actinopteri; Anabantiformes; Osphronemidae
Gene: mrpl21
Product: mitochondrial ribosomal protein L21
Exons: 1
Coding region: 10-669 (219 amino acids)
Biological process (GO): translation
Cellular component (GO): mitochondrial large ribosomal subunit; ribosome
Molecular function (GO): RNA binding; structural constituent of ribosome
Source: RefSeq, a predicted model, not a curated record